This is a messenger RNA of Fundulus heteroclitus (mummichog), 7278 nucleotides long. RefSeq names its product C3 and PZP like alpha-2-macroglobulin domain containing 8 (gene cpamd8). Lineage: Eukaryota; Metazoa; Chordata; Actinopteri; Cyprinodontiformes; Fundulidae. The record is from RefSeq and is a predicted model, not a curated record. The transcript has 44 exons. Gene Ontology annotation, molecular function: protein binding; endopeptidase inhibitor activity. Bases 682 to 6288 code for a protein of 1868 amino acids. Gene Ontology annotation, cellular component: extracellular region.
UGACUGUUUGUAGUUUUAAAACACAUUUUGGACAAGUUGUGGUAAAUAAUUAUUAUGUCACUGUCAGCUGGAGUGAAACGGACGGGCUGUGUGUGAGUAUCUUAUUGCCUGAGCUGUCUUUGGUUAGCAGAGGGGACGCAGUAACGUGGAUGAAGCGCAGCCUGCAAACCCAUCUGAAAUCUCAAGGAACAACCCGAGCAGCGAGAGUUUGUUUUAAAUAUCAAGCUAUCUCUUUUUUUUUUCUCCCCUCCGUUCUUUCUCCCUGAGACAUAUCCGAGCGGACACAAGUGGGAGGACACUAACAAAUGUUAAUGCUGAAAUAUGAGAGAACGGAACCGGGGCGGGUGAAGGCACAUGGGAGAGCACUGGUGGUGUCGCUGCUCCGGGCUGUAAAAGAGGAGGAAGACCCCCUCCAAAAAAAAAAAAAAAAAAAAAAAAAAAAAAGGAGGAGGGGGGGGGGGGGGGGGGGUGAAUGCUUGGAUCUAGAUUUGUUUAAGAGGGAUGAUCACAACAACUCCGCACACCUUACGCUCAAGUCCACCAGCAGCGUGGAUCUGUAGACGGAGAGGACGAGUUCAGUUCCAGUUUUGACGCGGACUCAAAAGGAGCCAAAUCCAUCCAGAGAGGAUAACCGAUAUUCAGAAGCUUGCUGAAGCCAAAUAUAUAUAUGUGAAAAAAAAAAUGCUGCGGCUGUUUUGGAGAUCUUGGAGUCUUUCGUGGACCUUGUUUAUCUGCAGCAUGUGCAGAAGCGGUGCGCAGGAACCACAGGGCUACCUGGUCACCGCCCCGUCUGUGUUCAGAGCCGGCGUGGAGGAGACAGUGAGCGUCACCAUCUUCAACGCAAAAGCCGAAACACGCGUCCAGGUGCAGCUGUCGGUGAAGGGACAAGCCGUCGCCCACAACCACAGCUCAGUUUACGAUAAAGGCACCAUCAAACUGAAGGUCCCCUCCGGUCUGAGAGGGCAGGCCCUUCUGAAGGUCUGGGGGAACCGUCAGCUCACCGAGAGAGGCUACAUUUUCCACAACUACACCUCCAUCACCGUGGAGAGCAAGGGCUCAGCCGUCUUCAUCAAGACCGACAAACCCAUCUACAAACCCAAACACAAAGUGCUUAUUAAUGUCUACACAGUGACGCCUGAUUUGAGGCCCAUAAAUGAAAAGAUCGAAGCAUAUAUUUUGGAUCCAAGAGGAUCUCGGAUGAUCCAGUGGAAGGGUCUUAAAUCUGUCUGCUGCGGCAUUGUGAACAUGAGUUUCCCUCUGUCUGACCAGCCUGUGUUUGGAGAAUGGUUUAUCUUCGUGGAGGUGCAGGGCCAAACCUAUAACAAGUCAUUUGAAGUGCAGAAAUAUGUAAUGCCCAAGUUCGAGCUGGUUAUAAUUCCACCCCCUUACAUCCAUGAUCUCAGCUUGUGUGAACAGGCCAGUAUCACAGCCAGGUACACCUUUGGAAAACCAGUAACAGGAAAGUUGACUGUGAAUAUGACUGUAAAUGGAGUUGGAUACUACCGCCAUGAGAUGGGCCAACCAGUAAUUAAAACUAUGGAGAUUAAAGGCUCUGCGAAUUUCAGUCUUUGCGUGAAAGAUAUGAUGCCGCUGGAUGUGGCCGAUCACUUCAGGGGGACAGUAAGCAUUUGGGCUUCAGUGACCAGCAUCGAGGGAAGCAGGCAAACCACGUUUGAUGAUUCAACGGCGGUUCAUAAACAGCUCAUUGACAUCAAGUACUCCAAAGAUACCCGCAAACAGUUUAAGCCAGGUCUGCCUUACAAAGGGAAGAUUGAGGUGACCUAUCCUGAUGGGAGCCCAGCUGAUGGGGUGAGGGUGCGCGUUAAGGCAGAGCUGAUGUCAAAGGACAACGUCUACACCAGCGAACUGAUCUCCAAGGACGGCGAAGCCUCAUUUGAAAUCCCCUCCAUCCCUAUAGCUGCUCAACAUGUCUGGCUUGAGACAGAAGUGACAUCCAUUGACGGCAAGGCAGUGGAAGACCAGUACCUACCUAGCUACCUGUCCAUUAGCAGUUGGUACUCUCCAAGUAGGUGUCACAUCCAGAUCCAGAGUCCCAGCGCCCCUCUUAAAGUUGGCCAAGAGGCUGAAGUGGCUCUAAAAUCUACCUGUCCCUGUAACUUCACACUGCACUACGAGGUGGCGUCCAGGGGAAACAUUGUCCUGUCAGGCAAAGAGCCAGCCAACACGACGGCCUCGCACAGAGGAAAAAGGGCCACAGUGACCUUUGAUAAGAACGUUCACACCACACAGCUCCCUUCCUCUGCCUCUGGUGUUGCAGGGUCUUUGUCCGAGGCUGAGAUGGACUCCUGUGUGUCUUAUCUGCGUUUUCCUGUUAGUCACAGCAUGGCGCCCCUCAGUCGUCUGCUGGUGUACUACGUCAGAGAAAACGGCGAGGGCGUAACGGACAGUCUGCAAAUCUCUGUCCAGCCCGAGUUUGAGAACAAGGUGUCUGUUUCUUUUUCAUCUAACGAGUCGAUACCAGGAGACCCGGUGACCCUGCGUGUCCGGGGGGAGAGGGGCUCAUGCGUUUGUUUGGCCACUGUGGAUAAAAGUCUUUACCUGUUAAAGCCCGACUUCCAGCUUAGUCCCAGCAAGGUGUUCAAAGAGAUGGCCGAUUUCGAUGUGUCGGAUGUCUUUGGUGUCCCUAAAGAUGACGGACACAUGUGGUGGCCUGGACUAUCCUCAAAGAGACGCAGGCGGUCAUCGGUGUUCCCAUGGGACUGGGACAUCACUAAAGAUGCACGCUUUGCUUUUACAGAAACAGGGCUGGUGGUGAUGACAGAUAUGGUGAGUUUAAACCACCGGCAGAGUGGAGGGAUGUACACCGAUGAGGCUGUUCCUGCCUUUCAGCCACACACGUCGACUGUAGUGACUGCCGUUCACCCCCGGCCCACAACCAGGAGUGAAAAGCGGAGACGCACAUUUUUCCCUGAAACGUGGGUAUGGCACUGCUUGAACAUCACCUCUGAAGCCGGGGAGGCUCUCCUCCAGUUGGAUGUCCCAGAUUCGAUCACCACAUGGGUCACGGAAGCUGUCGCACUCUCGGAGGAGAAGGGACUGGGUUUGGCAGAAAGGACAGAGCUUCGGACUUUCAAGCCCUUCUUUGUUGACUUCACACUGCCUUACAGUUUAAUCAGAGGGGAGCAGACCAAAGUGCCUCUUACAGUCUACAACUACCUUCCCACUUGUUCUGAGGUGCAUGUAAAAGUGUCAGUUCCUAAAGGUAUCAAGUUUAUUGGCCACCCUGGAAAGCACCAUCUUACCAGAAAGAAAUGCGUGGCUCCUGGAGAGGCCAUUCCUACGUCCAUUGUGUUGUCUUUUACUGAACUUGGAUCUGCAAACAUCACAGCACGAGCCAUUGCUUACAGUUCACCAAGUUGCUGUUCAGAUGGAAUAGUGGCAGGAAAGACCAGUAAUUAUGCAGAUGAAAGGAGGAUCCCCACUGGUUUGGACUACGUUCGCAGGACGGUCCUGGUCGAGCCAGAGGGGCUAUCAAGAGAGUACACCUACAGUGUUUUCUUCUGUCCCAAUGAGAGAAUCCACAUCUCCACCCCUAAUAAGUACGAGUACCAAUAUGUCAAAAAGCCAUCCAAGAUGAAGCAGUUUGAGGUGGCUGUGAAGACCCACAACGACGCCCACAUUGCCCUCUCUGCCAGUCCCCACGAUAGUGCCGACAUGCUUGAGAUUGUACUCGGAGGGAGGCAGAAUACACGCUCCUGGAUUUCCUUAGGCAAGAUGGGUGACCCCCUAGUCAGCGUCUCCACGCCGGGGAUGCUGUCCUGGGAUGAGUUCCGCAGUUUUUGGAUCAGUUGGAGAGGAGGCGUGGUACAGGUGGGCCAUGGUUUACAUCCAUCCAAUGAAUCCAUCAUCCUGCAGUGGGCAGGCCAUUUCCCAGGACAGGUGCAACACAUUGGGUUCUCAACCGGGUGGGGCUCUGUAGGAGAGUUUAAAAUCUGGAAGAAGGAGGACUCUGAUGAUGACCACAAUGAGGCCUUCACUCUUGGGGUACCGCACAACAUGGUGCCUGGAUCAGAAAGGGCCACUGCAUUUAUGAUUGGGGAUGUAAUGGGACCAACUCUAAAUAACCUGGACAAGCUGCUGAGGUUGCCCUUCGGGUGUGGAGAGCAGAACAUGAUUCACUUUGCGCCCAACGUCUUCGUUCUGAAGUACCUUCAAAAGACCGGGCAACUCAGUCCUGAGGUUGAAACCGAAGCCACCGACUAUCUGCUUCAAGGUUAUCAGAGACAGCUGACCUAUAAACGCCAGGAUGGGUCAUAUAGUGCCUUUGGCGAAAGGGAUUCGUCAGGCAGUAUGUGGUUGACGGCGUUUGUUCUGAAGUCCUUUGCUCAGUCCCGCGGGUUUAUCUUUAUUGACCCAGAAGAGCUCCGUGCGGCCAAGUCUUGGCUCAUCAAACAUCAGCGAGAGGAUGGUUCCUUUCCUGCUAUGGGACGCAUCCUCAACAAAGACCUACAGGGAGGGAUCCAUGGCAAGAUAUCUCUAACGGCUUAUGUGGUUGCAGCUCUGUUGGAGACGGGGAUAGCCACAGAGCAAGAGAAGGUGGCAGUGGCUAAAGCAAAGGAUUUCUUGGAAAGCAACAUGUAUUCUGCCAAUGACCCUUACACCACAGCUCUGUCGGCAUACGCCCUGUCUUUGCUUCGCAGCGUCUAUGCUCCGCUGGCUCUGCGUCGCCUCAACCACAUGGCCAUCACUCAAGAUGGGCUCACCCACUGGAGUCUGACUGGCAGCACGGUGACCGACGAAGAUACUUUCAUGGGCUUCAGCGAUGGCCCCUCUCAAUCAGUUGUGUCAGCAGAGGUGGAGAUGACUGCCUACGGUCUUCUGACCUACACCAUCCUGGGCGAUGUCGCUUCUGCACUGCCUGUUGUCAAAUGGCUCUCCCAGCAAAGGAACGCCUUGGGCGGAUUCUCUUCCACACAGGACACGUGCGUGGCUCUGCAUGCCCUGUCGGAGUACGCCAUCCUGUCAUACAUAGGAGGGGUCAACCUCACCAUUUCUCUGGCCUCCACCAACCUCGACUUCCAGGAGGCCUUUGAGCUCAACAGAGACAACAAGAAACUCCUUCAGAGGGCCAAGAUACCAAGUAUCCCCACAGGCCUUUUCGUCAGUGCUAAGGGCGAAGGCUGCUGUCUCAUGCAGAUUGAUGUGUCUUAUAACGUACCUGACCCAGUAGCAAAGCCCGCUUUUCAGCUCAAGGUGGAUCUGAAGGAGCCUUUACAGGAGCGACGCCCACAGCCCUCCUCCUCGUCUUCUACGUCCAGACACUCUACGUCACGUUCCCGGAGCCGUGCCGAUAACCGCUCUGAGCUCAGUCGGAAGCGUCGGGCUCCCAUCGACGACGACGACCCGGCGGGCCACCGGGACAAACUGAACUUCCACAUCUCUUUAGAAGUUUGUGCCAGGUGGCUACAUUCAGGUUCAUCCAACAUGGCAGUCAUUGAAGUUCCCAUGAUUUCUGGCUUCAGAGCAGAUGUUGAAAGCCUGGAGAGACUGAUGAUGAAUAAAAGAGUGGGGCUGAAGAGGUACGAGCUGAACGGCAGAAAGGUCUUGUUCUACUUCGAUGAGAUUCCCAGUCAGUGUAUGACGUGUGUGGCCUUCCAAGCUAUCAGGGAAUACAUUGUGGGCAAGACGGCGCCUGUUCCAGUCAAGAUCUAUGACUACUAUGAACCAGCUUUUGAGGCCACCAGGUUCUACAAUGUUAGCGAGAGCAGCCUACUCGCACGGGAGCUGUGUGAUGGACCCACGUGCAAUGAGGUGGAGAGCUCAAAAAAUCAGUGGAUAGGUUUUGUGCAGGCAAACCAGUGCAACAAAGUGUUAGGCUGCCUGGAGGAGGAGCAGAUCGAGCGCUGCACGUGUUACAGGGACUGUGGCUACGACGGGGAGCCCGUUUGUGGGUCAGACGGGCAGCUCUACCAGAACCAGUGUCAGAUGGAGGUGUCGUCUUGUCGAAACGGGACUCGCAUCAAGCAAGUUCCCCUGUCACAGUGUUCACACAGUAAGACCAUUGAAAACAGCCAGCCGGUGGUGAGCCAAGAAACUGAGCAACCUUCAGUUCCUGUACACGCAGGUGACGAGGAACAGGGCUCCAUGGCAGAGGUGUCCUACUACUCCUACGAAUAUGACUCAGAUUCUGACCCUUUCCUUGCUGACGGGGAGGGAGGGGACCAUUUUGACAUACCUGAAGGUGGGGGAGGUGUGCAGCAUAAAGCGCCCCUACCAGCAAAUACCCAGCUACCCACAAUGGACACAAAGAGCACACCCGAGCGAUGAAAACUACAGAGUGAAGGCACAUGCCCACCUCCAAAACUGUACCAUAUUUGUGAAUAUGCUUGCGAAUGGAAAGAAAGCGGCAACUCUGCGGACUUGCUUUGGCAGAAAGUUGGUGCGGUCUGGAAACUUGAGUUUCUGUUGUUAGGUGAAUGGAGUCAGAGUGGAUGCCUUUAUCAUGGAUGUCUGUUUUUGUGUGUAGUAGGAUGUGAAUGAGAAUGAUCUUGAAGCUAGAAUCCUCCAGACCUCUUUCCUUCCUGUAAACCCAUCAAUAGGCAACAAUAGCGUCUUUAUCCAGUGUGAUGCGUUUAUAAUCAGUAGAAAAAUAAGCAAGUUUUUAUGUUUGUAAUUACACGCAAUGUAAAACAAUAUGUUUUAUUAUAUUUUCUAUCUGUGGUAUUUAUUUGUAGCUAGACGUUUGUUUUUUUUCUAUUUUAAAGUCAUCACCUGCCCACACAGACUACUUUUCCCCCCAUCGUGGUUCUUGAUGUGCUUAUUCAAAGCAUUUUCUGGCUUUAACAACAAUAUCUGAAAGGUUUUAUAGAAGUGAUGUUGCUGGUAUGCUGCUGGAGGAAGACAUAUGCCGACCAUAUGCUUUACAGAGACAUAAGCUGAAGUUCUUUUCCAUUAGAAGAUGUUUUCUUCAUUUUUGUUUUUAUUUGUUACAUACACGGCUUUGAAGAGACAGGAAACCUAACCUGAGAGAGCAAUGCGGCAAAGGUCUCGUCAAACGACAGACUGUACAGCUUUGAACGCCGCUGCGUUUGGACUCUGCAUCUGUCUCCAAAAACUACUCAACCGCCAUCUGCUCGCCAUUCACCUUCCAUACCAGGAAAUCUGAUUGUACAGAUCAUAAGCUAUUUUGUGUUUCGUUCAAGCGAUUGAUGUUUAGGAAACUGAUUGGUGUAAAUGUACCAAAUUUGACCAAAUAUAAUCCUGAUUCAUAUAAAAUAUUGUUUUUCAAACAAAAGAGAAUAAAAUUUAUACACAAAC